Messenger RNA from Xiphias gladius (swordfish), 2102 nucleotides. RefSeq names its product crystallin, zeta (quinone reductase) (gene cryz). The record is from RefSeq and is a predicted model, not a curated record. Gene Ontology annotation, cellular component: cytosol. NCBI's taxonomy places the organism in Eukaryota, Metazoa, Chordata, Actinopteri, Istiophoriformes, Xiphiidae. The transcript is spliced from 8 exons. The coding region runs from base 79 to 1065 and encodes 328 amino acids. Gene Ontology annotation, molecular function: mRNA 3'-UTR binding; zinc ion binding; quinone reductase (NADPH) activity.
GGCGGCGCUGAUGCGCUUAACGCCCGGACCGCGGGCCCCAGAGGGAGUGUGUUCUCCCGGCUCUCCGAGUCCGCAGGCAUGUCGGGCGGCAGGCUGAUGAGAGCCAUCAGAGCGAGCGAGUUUGGAGCUCCGUCGGUCCUCGAGCUCCGCUCAGAUGUGGCUGUCCCACGGCCCGGGCGCGGACAGGUGUUGAUCCGUGUCCAUGCCUGUGGGGUGAACCCUGUGGAAACCUACAUCCGUGCUGGGACGUACGCCCGUAGACCCCCCCUGCCGUACACGCCGGGCACCGACGCCGCUGGCGUGGUGGAAAGUGUCGGAGAGGGCGUCGCUGCAGUAAAGGCAGGAGAUCGUGUUUUCACCACAGCCACGGAGUCUGGGGCCUAUGCAGAGUUCGCUGUAGCAGCUGAGGCCUGUGUCCACAAACUGCCUGAUGCUUUGGAUUUCCCACAGGGAGCAGCGUUGGGGAUCCCUUACUUCACUGCCUACAGAGCCCUCAUUCACAAAGCCCAUUGCAAGGCUGGAGAGACCGUUCUCAUCCAUGGAGCCAGUGGAGGGGUGGGCGUGGCAGCGUGCCAGUUGUCCCGUGCUCUGGGACUCAGGGUGCUGGGAACAGCAGGGACACCAGAGGGAAGGAAGCUGGUUCUCAACAACGGAGCUCACCUGGCCUUCAAUCACAGAGAAGAGGGCUACACAGAUAAAAUCAUGGAAGCCACAGGCGGCAGAGGCGUAGAUGUGAUAGUGGAGAUGCUGUCAAAUGUCAACCUGAGUAAGGACCUCCAGAUGUUGGCCUACGGAGGACGUGUUACGGUCGUUGGCUCCAGGGGCCCCAUAGAGAUCAACCCCAGAGACACCAUGGCUAAAGAGAGCAGCAUCAUGGGAGUUGCUCUCUUCUUUUCUACCCCGGAGGAGAAGAACGAGUGUGCAGCGUUGCUCUACGCGGGGAUGGAAGCUGGUUGGCUGCGCCCGGUCGUCGGUUCCCAGUAUCCGCUCGAAAAGGCCGCCCAGGCCCACCAUGACAUCAUUGAGUCCCCCGGGGCUGCUGGGAAGAUAGUCUUGACCAUGUGAUGCCAUGACCAUGUCACAGGUCAAAGUAGGGUUUGGACUGUUUAUAACGGGGAGACUCUUAGGGGGCUGCUGAACAUGACCUUGAAAUUGGUUUGAUUUUUUUUUUUGUUUUUUUUUUUUAACUACAAUACAGAUGUGCUCACUGAUGCUCAAUAUGGUCUGUCAAAUUGAAUAAGACAAAGACAGUAAGGUUUACUCAAACCUAAUGAUGAUUAUAUGACUAUAUUUUAUCAUUCAUUUUGAUAAAUCAUUCUCUCAAGGAAUGAUGUGAAAAGUUUCAGUGUCACUGUGGAUUCUCCACUUGUUCGGCUUGGUGCUUUUCACAGUGCAAGACUAGCUAGCCAGGCCACUUUGGCCACCUUUUUGUAACUUAAAUUACAUUCUCCAUGCUCAUCGUAGCUUUAUAGUGAGUGUCAGCUCAUUUUUAGGCCGUCUGACCCACGAGCUUACUGUUUAGGUUCACUCUCACUGCUCUCAUAGCAGCAGAAAAACCUCUAUAAACCCACACUGCACAACCUGCUCGGCUUAUUAUAGCUAGGCUGUCAGCGAGCAAUGCGUCAUUACUACAAGCGAGCCCCUUCACAUUACUAAUACUCAUUUGGUCCAUCCUUAAGAUAGAAUUUUGAUUACUGCAGUUUUAUGUGAAUGUUUCAGAUGAGGCACUGUAAUCAUUAAAUAAUACACUGUGCAAGGUUUUCGACUGUACACGUUCUAAUUUAAUCAUGAAGGUGCCAAAAUGUUUUCAAGCUGACUGAUUCAAGCACUUGAACUGUGAAAUGAGAGUAAGAGAUGAAUCAAACAGCUGAUAUAAAAUUGUAAGAUGAGUAUCAUCAUUCCUUUAACAAGGAAUUCUAAUACUUUCAAACUGUUCAUUUGCUCAUUUUGGUCUUCUCCAGACCAAAAUCCCAUCUUGUCUCUAUCUUUGAUUUUAAAGACAUUUGAGGAGAUGGGAACUAGGCAUACGUACAAUAGCCUCACCUUGCAAGGAAAUAAAUGUAAACAUUUAUCUUAGCUGUAAAUUGUGAAUGAAAAUAAAA